This is a messenger RNA of Silurus meridionalis, 1746 nucleotides long. RefSeq names its product DnaJ (Hsp40) homolog, subfamily C, member 9 (gene dnajc9). Bases 255 to 1013 code for a protein of 252 amino acids. Gene Ontology annotation, molecular function: heat shock protein binding. Lineage: Eukaryota; Metazoa; Chordata; Actinopteri; Siluriformes; Siluridae. The record is from RefSeq and is a predicted model, not a curated record. Gene Ontology annotation, cellular component: nucleus; cytoplasm. The transcript is spliced from 7 exons.
AACUGUAGGUGGCAGAAGAAAUACGUGCUGCUUGAAAACUCUCCAUAAACCGUAGAAGAAGAAGAAGAAGAAGAAGAAGAAAACACACUCACGUCCGAAAUACCUCUGUUUCCGGACCAGUCACAACACUGAGGAGGAUUAUACAGUAAAUCUCACUGCUGCUUUCUGGCGCGGUAUUUUGGUGUAAACCCCAAGCGCCCUAGGUAGUGAGCGUGGUGCGGUUUGUGACGUGACCCGUUCUCAAGCGCGGAGCCAUGGGUUUGCUGCAGCAGUGUGCAGAGCUCUUUAACACCUCCAACCUUUAUGAGGUUCUCGGGGUGGAGAAGCAGGCGACGGAUGCAGAGCUGCGGAGGGGGUAUUAUAAACUCUCCCUGCAGGUUCACCCUGACAGAGCUCCUGGGGAUGAGCAGGCCACCAUCCGGUUUCAGGUUCUGGGAAAAGUCUAUGCUGUGUUAAACAACAAGGAACAGCGAGCUAUAUAUAAUGAGCAGGGUGAAGUGGAUGAAGAGCCGGAUUCAAUCAACCAAGAUCGCAACUGGGAAGAAUAUUGGAGAAUUCUGUUUCCAAAGAUAACUUUGCAGGACAUCAUUGAUUUUGAGAAGCAGUAUAAGGACUCUGAGGAAGAGAAGCAGGACCUAAAGAAGCUCUACAUGCUGCAUAAAGGAGACAUGGACCACAUCAUGGAAGCAGCACAGUGCAGAACUCAUGAAGAUGAGCCUCGUGUGCGGGAGAUCAUUCAACAAAUCAUAGAUGCUAAAGAGGUUCCAGCAUACAAAGGGUUUAUUCAUGAAUGUGGCAAGAAAAAAGCCACUCGCAGGAGGAAGGCAGAGAAGGAGCAACAAGAGGCUGAGGAGCUACAAAGAGAGAUGGGGCUGAGUUCAGAGAACAGCCUGGUAGCCAUGAUCCAGCAAAGACAGAAAUCCAAAGAAAAAGGUUUUAACUCGCUUAUGGCGGAUCUGGAGGCCAAGUACUGCCAGAAGUCUUCCAAGGGGAAAAAGGCGAAGAAAAACUGAAGAUUGUAAACAUCAACCAGUUUUGCUUCCAUUGAGUUCAGUCUUCUCACAUGACUGCCUUGUACACUUCAGACAGAACCAUAUUUUAGAGCUUUUUAUGUAAUUAGUGUUGGAAAUGGACCAGUUCUAUAUUACAUCUGUAUCAGACCAAUAUGAAGAUUUCAUUCAAUUCAAACAUGUUUCUAUACACGUUUCUUUAAGCUGAAUUAGUCUAGAAUUAGACAUUUGUGUGACAGUAUUAUAAAUGCACUUCUUCUAACUCAAGGUGUUUUCGUUACUUCUCACCAGAAGUUUACAGAAAGCAGUACAGGUCACCGAGGGAUUCGUUAUUAAAUAAUUUGUUUUGUGUUAUUCAUUUAGCCAAAUAUGGACUGCAUAAGAUUGAUGAUGAAGCUUUAGUUGCUCUUCUUUCUUUACAGAGCUAAUCCUUUGCUGUAUGAGAUCUAACCCCUGAAGAAGUCAUUUAAAACACAUGCUGUACUGUAGUAUGGCUACUUGAUAAGUAAAAAAGUAGUUCAUUUGAAUAAAAUUCAGCUUGACAUAAAUUAGAGAGCGUUUGUAACAAUAGAACAAUGUUUUGUAUCUUAAAGGCACGGAGGAUUUAAUAAAUAUGGACAAUUCUAAUUUCAGAAUGAGUCUAAACUUCUGUCAGCAGGUCUUUAUACACUUUUUGUAGCACUUGUACUGGUUUUGCUUUGGCAAAGUGUAAAUGUAAUAAAUGUUGUUUUCUUCA